AUGAGUAAGCGCAAACCGAAAAAAGUCUCUCCUUUCAAAGACACUUUCGUUAACUUGAUUAAGGAGUCACAUAAUAUAGGAAAUAUGGCUAAACCCAAGAAGGAUGAUACAUCUGAAGAAGCGAAAAAAAUUGUAGAUGAUGCGAGAAACUUUAUCGAGAAAGCUAUUGCAGAUAUUGGAAAAACUUCUGCAACGAAGCAGCUAAUUUUAGGUACUGCGUCAGGAUGGAUUACUGGCUUCAUUACUAUGAAAAUUGGGAAACUUGCAGCUGUAGGCAUUGGAAGUGGUGUGAUUUUAUUACAUAUUGCUAGUCAGAAAGGCUAUAUUGAUAUUAACUGGGAUAAAAUCAAUAAGAAGGUAGAUAAAAUUACUGAUAAAAUUGAGAAGGAAACAACUGGUAAAUCUCCUGAUUGGUUUGAUAAGGUGGAAAGAUUUGUUGAUCGUAAGUUAGAUAAAGCUGAAGAACUGCUGAAAAAAAAGGAAUACAAAGCAAAGCGUUGGUAUGGUAAUUUUAUUGCAGAUGAACAUUACCGUGCUACAGAAACUCAUGUAUUUUUGGCAUCUUUUGUUGCUGGUAUGGCUGUAGGUCUUAUUUGUGGAAAA
Brenthis ino (lesser marbled fritillary) is the source of this 603-nucleotide messenger RNA. NCBI's taxonomy places the organism in Eukaryota, Metazoa, Arthropoda, Insecta, Lepidoptera, Nymphalidae. The record is from the annotation of a GenBank genome assembly.